Messenger RNA from Drosophila arizonae, 1789 nucleotides. RefSeq lists its product as uncharacterized. Gene Ontology annotation, molecular function: protein binding. The record is from RefSeq and is a predicted model, not a curated record. Lineage: Eukaryota; Metazoa; Arthropoda; Insecta; Diptera; Drosophilidae.
UUGUCAGGGACGUUCGCACCACUCGCAUGACUCGCGCUCGACUUGAAGAAAUCGAAGCAUGUGCUAAGCAACAACAAAUGUUGAGAGCUUGCGGAAUUUGUAGACUUCAAACAUUGAGUGCGUUUUAACAAAACAACUAUGUAGAAUUAAACAACAACAAAACUCAACGACUAAAGCAUAAAAAAGUGAUUCAACAAUGACAUGAAAUUAAUGCCCUGAAUAAAAACAUUAAGCAACAUAAAAUUAUAAAACAUUUCUAAGCAACUAUCAUUCAAAGAAAAGAGAAAACAAUCAACAAUAUGCACGUUUACUACAAAUUUGGAUUAUUUCUAAUAUUUUUGCUGAGCGUAAGCAUAAGCCAAACAGCACCCGCGGACAAAAGCCAAAAAGACAGCAGCAACAACAAUAGCGUUAAUAAUUAUUACGAAUAUGACGAUGAUGAUUAUGCUGACGAGGUGCAGAGCAGCGAGUCGUCGGAUAAACUACAUCCAGAGAUUGCAGCAAAUCGACAAUUGGGCAUAGCCUCAUCGACAACAACAACCACAUUUAGGCCCAUUUUUAGCAUUCCACGACGCAGCAGCCAUGUGCUGGAGCCAAGCUGUCCACGGCAUUGCCUAUGCUUGGAGGAUUUCAAGUAUGUGCAAUGCACGAAUGCACAUUUGACUCAUGUGCCACUGGAUUUGCCAAAAACGGCAGCCAUUAUUGAUUUGAGCCACAAUGUCAUUUCGGAGCUGCGUGCCGAAGACUUUGCCAAUUUGUCCAAAGUGGUCGAAAUCAAUUUAAAUCACAAUUUGAUCAGACGCAUUGACAAGGAGGCAUUCACUGGCAUGGAACGUUUGCGUCGCCUGCGCUUGGCCAACAAUCAGUUGACCAAAAUCGAUCCAGAUACGUUUUCCAGCGCCACUGAUUUAGCCUUGCUGGAUUUGAGCAAUAAUAGCAUCAUUCAGCGCACAGAUGGUUCGUUUUUGAAUCAGCCCAGUUUGAUUGAGUUUAGCUGCUCGAACUGCAGCUGGACGGAGCUUCCGGAACAAAUAUUUACGAAUAUGAGUGGACUGAAUGCACUGCGCUUGGACAACAAUGAAUUCAAACGACAAAUCAAUACGAGAGCUUUCACGCCGCUUAAAUAUAUAAUUAAACUGAAAUUGCCAGAACUGGAUCAACCCAACAUUGAGGAACUGUGCAAUCUGCUCAAAUCAAUUGACAACAUCAGCUUCAAGAAUUUUGAUGUCAGCUGCUUCGAGCUGGUCCUAGGAACAUCAUUUAACGACAGCCUCAUCCAAGCCUCAUCAGAUCCGCCCUUCAGCCGAACGACUGCGGCGCCCAGCACUCCGAAGCCAACGACUCCAGCGCCGCCACGCACUGCAGCCAAUCGCAAUCGCAACCGGGUGGCCAACGAGACGGCCAGCGUAGCGAAGGCGGGCGUCAUGACUGAAAGCAGCAGCGAUAAACCCACAGACAAGGAGGAGCCAUAUCAAGUGCCCAUCUCGCAGGAGACCAUCAAUAUACUGCUCAUAUGCAUCAUGGUCGUUGCCGUUGUGGGCAUCAUUGUGGGCUUGAUUUGUCGCAAAGAUCUGGGCGGCAUUAAAACGAAAUGCUGUCGCACUAGCAAACCGGAGCCAAAGGAUCAGGUGCAUCCCACUGAGGAAAUACCGCUAAAUAAGCUAGCCUAAGAUAUACAUACACACACAAACACACGCACACACCACACUCGCUCGCUGCCUUCGAUGAUUCCAAAAUGAUAAAAACCACAUUGUCAAUACAGCCAGCAGCAUUUGCCAACGUUACGAGA